GGCUCAUCAAGCAACGUUUUCCACCUCCCAAAUGAAUUCUCCAACUCACCUCAACUCACUUUCAGCCCAACAUGCCCCAAGUGGUGGGGUGGUGGUGCUAGUGGUCCCCUUCCCUGCGGCGAGCCACCUCAACCAGCUGCUCAACUUUGCCCGCGUGCUCGCGGAGCAUGGCCUUCCGGUGGUGUUCGCUUGCUCAGAGACCCACGCAAGACAGACCACUCACCGCUCCGGUGGCUUCAAUUGCGCCUCCAACCCGAACCUUCGGUUUCACAUCCUCCCCUUCCCGUCAUUUCCUGCUUUACUUCCAGACCCAGAGUCCUCUAACAAGUUCCCAGGCCACCUCCAGCCCCUAUUUGAUGCCACUGAGCACCUCCUUUCUCCACUUACUACCCUGGUGCACGAACUCGCAAGCAUUCAUCGUCGGGUAGCAGUAAUCCAUGAUGCGCUCAUGUCCGUGGCCGCUGGUGCAGCAGUUGAGUGCCUGAAUGCCGAGGCGUACAGCUACAAUUGUGGCAGCACGUGUGCAACCAUAUGCUUCCAGAGAGAAGCAGAGGGCCAACAGGAGCCCAUCGUGCCGGGCCUGCCUCCUCCUUCGUUUCGUGGAUGUGUAAAUGACAGCUUCAUCGACUUCUUGCCACGGGCUGUGAAGUUCCGGCACCUUGACAGGGGGGUGUUCUUCAAUUCCUUCCAUGCCAUUGAGGGCCAAUUCCUGAGCAGGAUCGCAAGUAGCCAUGUGUGGGCAAUAGGGCCGACGGUCCUUUUGCAGAAGAAGCCUCAAGAGCCUCCUCACAAGCUCCAUGAAUGCAUGCAAUGGUUGGACAAGCAAGCACCACGGUCCGUUCUGUACGUCUCGUUUGGCACCGUGGUCUCAAUGAGUGCAGCAGAGGUGAGGGAGCUAGCACAAGGGUUGGAGGCCAGUGGGCAGCCCUUCCUUUGGGUGCUAAGAUACGCCGACAAAGGGGAUAUAUUCGCCGGAAGAGAGGCGGACAGUCCCCGGGGGCUACCAGAUGGGUACGAGGAGAGGGUCCAAGGGAGGGGGUUGAUAGUGAGGGACUGGGCACCCCAAUUGGAGAUACUACAUCACCCCUCGACAGGCGGGUUCUUGACGCACUGCGGGUGGAACUCGUGCAUGGAGAGCAUCGCCAUGGGAGUUCCAAUGGUGGCAUGGCCCAUGCACUCGGACCAGCCGGUGAAUGCACAGCUUGUUACGGGGGUGCUCGGGGUGGGGGUGGCGGUGGGGGAGUGGCACGAGAGGGACGACAUUGUUAGGGCAGAGAGUGUGGAGAGGGCGGUGAGGAAGCUGAUGGCGUCGGAAGAGGGGGCGGAGAUGGGGAGGAAGGCGGCGGAGCUGAGGGACGCCGCCCAACAGGCUGUCGGGGAGGGUGGGACGUCUGGUGCCGCCCUCGAUACCUUUCUCGCACUCAUCUCUCGGCCAUAGAUAAUGCGUUUACGACGAAUAAAUGCAGGCUCCUGGAAUGGUUAAUCUCACAUGCUUUAAAAAAGUAUUGUUUGUUUUAUGCUUUUAGUGGAGCGGAUAUGGGUCUACGCACGUGUUGGUUCCCUAUCCGCAGUCCAUGAAAGAUCUAUUGUUGUUUCGUUGUAUGUGCAACUGAUAGCUUGGAUAUUAUCACCAAAAAAACAAAUAUAUAAAGUUAGUUAUGAAACCUAUAAAUAGAAACGAAGAUUUCUCUG
Messenger RNA from Amborella trichopoda, 1692 nucleotides. Its product is annotated as zeatin O-glucosyltransferase. NCBI's taxonomy places the organism in Eukaryota, Viridiplantae, Streptophyta, Magnoliopsida, Amborellales, Amborellaceae. Gene Ontology annotation, molecular function: UDP-glycosyltransferase activity. The record is from RefSeq and is a predicted model, not a curated record.